Ramularia collo-cygni is the source of this 912-nucleotide messenger RNA. RefSeq lists its product as uncharacterized. Lineage: Eukaryota; Fungi; Ascomycota; Dothideomycetes; Mycosphaerellales; Mycosphaerellaceae. Gene Ontology annotation, molecular function: oxidoreductase activity. Bases 1 to 912 code for a protein of 303 amino acids. The transcript is spliced from 2 exons. The record is from RefSeq and is a predicted model, not a curated record.
AUGACCGAAAGCGCAAGAGAAGACUACCUCACCGCCAUCCAAUGCCUCAAAGACCUCCCCCCUCAAACCUCCCAAACCGAAAAAUACCCCGGCGUACAAAACCGCUACGACGACUUCACCAUCGCGCACGCCAUCAACACAGGAACCGUCCACCGAUCCCCCUGGCUCCCCAUCUGGCAUCGCCACUACAUCUACGCCUUUGAAAAGGCCUUGCGCGAAGAAUGCGGGUAUGCCCACGGACACCCGUAUUGGCAUUGGUCGAGAUAUCUCGACACGGAUCCUAAUUCCUGGCCCAUGUUUGAUAAUUCCCCCACGUCCAUUUCGGGGAAUGGGACGCAGACGGGAGAGGCGUGUGCGUGUGUUAUGGAGGGCCCGUUGAAGGAUUGGAAGGUUACGUUGGGGCCUUCGCCAAAUGGAUGGGGUUGUAAGAGGAAUCCGAGAGAGGAUGGGUUUGGGUAUAAUCCGAGGUGUAUUGAGAGGACUUUUAAUGUGGAUAUGUUGGAGCAUUUGAGAUUUGAAGAUGUUGUCAAGACGAUUGAGGCUGAAGACCCCAACACCUUCUCCCGCCUCCUAGAACUCGAAUCCCCCUCGGUACACAACUAUCCCCACAUAUUCAUGGGCGGCACACAAAUCGAAGUCACCUUCUCCUCGCAAGACCCCUGGUUCUUCUUCCACCACAUGAUGGUCGAGUACAUCUUCGACAUUUGGCAGAGUCUCGAUUAUGACGUUCGCACCACCACAUUACCCGAUCCCGAAAUCUUCGAUUCCGCGAGGAGGAGGGAUCAAGGGUGGAGUGCGACUCCUAGGCCGAAUUUGGAUAGCGAGGUGUUUUUGUCCGAGGCUUUUGAAAAUGUUACUGUUAGGGAGGCGAUGUGGCCUACUAGGGGGAAGUAUUGUUGGAGGUAUGAAUGA